Molecule: messenger RNA, 1140 nt
Organism: Nannizzia gypsea CBS 118893
Lineage: Eukaryota; Fungi; Ascomycota; Eurotiomycetes; Onygenales; Arthrodermataceae
Product: MEMO1 protein
Exons: 3
Coding region: 1-1140 (379 amino acids)
Source: RefSeq, a predicted model, not a curated record
AUGACUGUCCGCCGUCCUACCCACGCUGGCUCCUGGUACUCUGACAACAGAGCAACUCUGCAAGCACAGCUGGACCAGUGGCUGGACCUUGUUCCUGGCGAGCUCGAGGGGCUGGGCAAGCUGCCAGUACCUGGAGCGAGAGUGAUUAUAGCUCCGCAUGCAGGAUACUCCUACUCCGGGCCGUGUGCGGCCUUUGCGUACAAAUGCCUCGACUUAUCCAAGGCAAAGCGUAUCUUCCUGAUCGGCCCAUCUCAUCACCGCCACCUUACGACCAUCGCCCUGCCGGAGUUGACGGGAUACCUGACACCGCUCUCGUCUACCCCGCUGCCUCUGGACACGAAAGUGCUCGGUGAGCUGGAAUCCCAUGCAUCCUCGUCAGCCAAACGCUUCACGACGAUGUCACCAUCUGUCGACGAGGCCGAGCACAGCAUGGAGCUCCACCUACCGUACAUCCAUCGCCUGCUGCAGCGCCUAUAUCCGUCGCAGCCGACGUCAGCGUACCCCCCACUAGUACCCAUGAUGGUAGGCAGCACGUCUGCCGCUACCGAGCGAGCGUUUGGCUCGAUCCUUGGCCCUUAUCUUGCUGACGAAGAGAACGCGUUCGUGAUCUCGUCUGACUUCUGUCACUGGGGUUCGAGGUUCGCAUAUACGUACUACACUACGCACGCCGCCGAUGCACCUUACAAGAUGCCACUUACGUACCCCUCUCUACCGGUUCCCUCGGACGAGCUUACGGCAGCCAAGGCGGCGGAGGAAGUGGAAGUAGUGUCGUCAGGGCGGAUGCUGGGAGAGAAGGAUAAGUCAUACUACCAGGCGAAAGAUGCGUGUGCUAUCCAUGAGAGCAUUUCGGCGUGUGACAUUGCAUGCAUGUCUGCCAUAGCGAGUGGCAAUACGGAUGUAUUUCUAGACGCGUUACGGCGGACGGGAAACACUGUAUGCGGGCGCCAUCCGAUUGGCGUGGUGAUGGCGGGGAUGGAGGGACUUCAGCAUGAUCAGGCCGAAACGACGACGACGACGACGACAGAAGAUGGUGGAGUGAGGAAGGGAAAGUUCUACUUUUUGAGGUAUGAACGAAGCUCCGACUGUUUCUCUCUGCGAGACAGCUCAGUGAGUUAUGUUUCUGCCUUUGCCGUGCUGUAG